Molecule: messenger RNA, 654 nt
Organism: Condylura cristata (star-nosed mole)
Lineage: Eukaryota; Metazoa; Chordata; Mammalia; Eulipotyphla; Talpidae
Gene: MORN2
Product: MORN repeat containing 2
Exons: 5
Coding region: 292-531 (79 amino acids)
Source: RefSeq, a predicted model, not a curated record
UGACCGGUCGCCCCGGCAACCAAGUCGCUCUCGGAGCUGCGCUAGCUGCCUGCUGCUCUCCUGGCCGCGGAGCUGGCGGCCCAUGGCGAAGUGCAGAGUCAAGAAAAUGUCGCGGACACCUCUUUGGCAGCCCCAGAAGUAUAUAAGAUAAACUUUAUAUUUCCAAAUGGAGACAAGUAUGAUGGUGACUGUACAAGAACACCCUCUGGAAUAUUUGAGAGAAAUGGAGUAGGUAUUCAUACCACUCCUAAUGGGAUUGUCUACACAGGAAACUGGAAGGAUGACAAGCAGAUGAAUGGCUUUGGAAGACUUGAGCAUUUUUCAGGAGCAGUAUAUGAAGGACAAUUUAAAGACAACAUGUUUCAUGGAUUGGGGACUUAUACAUUCCCAUCUGGGGCAAAGUACACUGGAAAUUUCAAUGAAAAUAGGGUGGAAGGUGAAGGACAAUAUACUGACAUUCAAGGACUAGAAUGGUGUGGCAACUUUCAUUUCACAGCUGCUCCAGGCCUGAGGCUAAAGCUCCACAUGUAGAUAUUCAGCAUUUGAAGUUUUAAUGUGGUAGUUGAAGCUUUUAGUUGUAAGGAAAACAGUUAAAUCUGUGAACAUAUACUACUUCUCUUUGAUCAUUUUGCCAAUAAAGCCAUCACUCACUUA